Molecule: messenger RNA, 8877 nt
Organism: Xenopus tropicalis (tropical clawed frog)
Lineage: Eukaryota; Metazoa; Chordata; Amphibia; Anura; Pipidae
Gene: tecta
Product: tectorin alpha gene 1
Exons: 23
Coding region: 1-6435 (2144 amino acids)
Biological process (GO): sensory perception of sound; cell-matrix adhesion
Cellular component (GO): plasma membrane; extracellular region
Source: RefSeq, a predicted model, not a curated record
AUGAAUUGUCCAUUUCUGCUGGGACUCUGGUCUGCACUCAUUUUGUUACAAGCACAGUCAAGAGAGAUAUUGUAUCCCUUCUGGCAAAAUGAUACCAAAACUCCAAAGGUGGAUGAUGGAAGCUCAGCAGAAAUUAAACUGUCCAUACCUUUUAUAUUUUUUGGGGUCCCAUACAGAACACUUUAUGUUAACAACAAUGGUGUGAUUUCAUUCAAUGUUCUUCUUAGCCAGUUUACCCCAGAAGCAUUUCCUUUAUCAGAUGGACGAGCCUUUAUUGCACCUUUUUGGGCUGAUGUCCACAAUGGGAUCCGUGGGGAGAUCUACUAUAAGGAAACUACAGAUCCUGCAAUGCUGAAGAAAAUAUCCAAGGAAAUCAGAAAGCACUUUAGGAACCUUCCAUAUUUCACAGCCACCUGGGUGUUUUCGGUCACAUGGGAUGAGGUUACCUUCUAUGGUGGAAGCAGCACAACACCUGUGAAUACAUUUCAAGCUCUGCUGAUUUCAGACGGGGCAUCCAGCUUUUCCAUGUUUAACUAUGCAGAGAUCACUUGGACCACAGGAACAGCAAGUGGAGGGGAUCCUCUCACUGGUCUUGGUGGCGUGAUGGCUCAGGCUGGAUUUAAUGGAGGCAAUGGAACAAAUUUCUUCAGUGUCCCUAGCUCCCGUUCUCCUGAAAUUGUGAACAUUGAAGAAACUACAAAUGUGAAUGUUCCUGGUCGUUGGCUUUAUAGGAUAGAUGGAAAAGAGAUUGACCCAGCUAAUGGCUGCAGCCUAAAAGGGAACUUUUUGCGGCAAGGAGAAUCGUUCUGGGAAAGUGCAAAUUGCUCCAUGCGAUGUCGAUGCUUGGAUAUCAAUAAUGAGAUUUCCUGUCAAGAAUCAGUCUGUGGCCCAUAUGAAGUCUGUGAACCCAAGGAUAAAUUUUUCCAGUGUCUCCCUGUAGAGAGCAGCACUUGUGUGGUCUUUGGAGAUCCUCACUACCACACAUUUGAUGGACUCUUAUUCCACUUUCAGGGCUCGUGUUCUUACCUCCUAGCUAGGCACUGCUGGCCUGGCAAUCACCUCCCAUUCUUUAGUGUGGAAGCCAAGAAUGAGAACCGUGGAGGCUCAUCAGUUUCAUGGCUGAAAGACAUCUCUCUGGAGGUCUAUUCAUACAAUAUUGUUAUUCCUAAGAACAGCUUUGGGAAAGUAAAGGUAAACAACUUGAUAUUUUCCCUCCCAGUCAAUCUAGAAUAUGGCGCUAUUAAAAUUUAUCAAAGUGGCUUAUCAACUGCUGUAGAAACGGACUUUGGCCUUCUGGUGAUGUAUGAUGGACAACAUUAUGCUUCUAUAUCAGUGCCAGGGACCUACAUUAACUCUACUUGUGGAAUGUGUGGGAACUAUAACAAAAAUCCGACAGAUGACACUCUUCGAUCUGAUGGGAGACCAGCUGUAUCAGUAGUAGAUUUAGGGGAGAGCUGGAGAGUUUACCACCCAGACUGGAGAUGCUCUCCUGGGUGUUUAGAUAACUGCAGUUCAUGUGAUGCAACAACAGAAUCACUUUACUUUUCCUCGGAAUACUGUGGCUUUAUAAAUAUGACAGGAAGUCCUCUCUGGGAAUGUGGCUCAGUGGUGGACCCUACUGCAUUUGUUCAUAGCUGUGUUUAUGACCUGUGUGGUUCUGGUGACAAUGGCACCAGUUUUUGUCAAUCGAUCCAAGCAUAUGCCCUUGUAUGCCAAGCUUUAGGAAUUCCUGUGGGUGACUGGAGGACACAGACUAGUUGUGCCUCGGCCGUGCAGUGCCCUGAAUUCAGCCAUUAUUCAGUUUGUACCAGCAGUUGUCCUGCUACUUGUGCUGACAUCAUAGCACCCUUAUACUGCAACAGCCCCUGCACUGAAGGUUGUGAGUGUGAUGAAGGUUAUGUACUCAGCGCUGAUGCAUGUGUCCCAGUAAGCAAAUGUGGCUGUGAAAUGGAUGGGAAAUACUACAUGGUUGGAGAUUCCUUCUGGACCAGUGCAGAUUGCACUGUUCAGUGUUGGUGUGAAGAUGGUGGGGAUGUGUCUUGCUUUAACAACACUUGUCGGGAUGGGGAGAUAUGCUCCAUAGAGAAUGGAUACCAAGGCUGCUACCCUAGAAGAGAGAGUGUAUGUCUAAUCAGUCAAAACCAAGUGAUACAUACUUUUGACUCAGUAACUUUUCCCUUCCCUCUGGAUUAUUCAUACACAUUGGUGAAGACAUGCCCAGAAAAAGCUGAGUUUAUAGAGAUUGACAUCAGCAAAAAGAAACCAGAUUCCAGUCCAAACUGGCUGAGGCCUCUCAGGAUACAGGUGGCCAAACAAGACAUAAGGAUUGGGGGUGGCAGUAAUUCUGAAAUUAAGAUCAAUGGAUUUGAAGUUGAGCUCCCAUUUUACCUACCAUCGGGGGAACUUGAAAUCUACCGCAACAGAAAUGGGACUGUAAUUGAGUCUGAGAGCUACGUUAAGAUCCAGUAUUCAGACCAAGGUCUAAUCCAUGUAACUCUUUCAACUUUUUAUCAUAACUGCACUGGAGGACUCUGUGGCUAUUUUAAUGGGAAUCCAGAUGAUGAAUUUUGCUUUCCAAAUGGGAAAUGUACAGACAACGUGGCCAUUUUCCUAGAGAGCUGGACAACUUUUGAUGAAAUUUGCAACGGAGAAUGUGGAGAUUUACUGAAAGCUUGCAAUAAUGACUCUGAACUUUUGAAGUAUUAUAAGAGCAGGUCCAAAUGUGGAAUUAUUAAUGAUCCAACUAAUAGUUCCUUUCUGGACUGCCAUGCUGUAGUUAAUGUGUCUGCUUACUACAGGACAUGUCUCUUCCGAUUGUGCCAAAGUGGUGGAAACCAGACUGAGCUAUGUGACUCCGUCAGCCGUUAUGCCAUGGCCUGCCAAAAUGCUGCAGUUGAUGUUGGUCAAUGGAGGAGCAAAAGUUUUUGUCCUCUCGUGUGCCCUGAAAACAGCCACUUUGAUGAAUGCAUAACCUGCACUGAAACUUGUGACACUCUUGCCUCAGGACCAGUAUGCUCAGAUAGCUGUACAGAAGGAUGCCAGUGUGAUGAAGGAUUCGCCUUGCGAGGCAGUUACUGUGUUCCAAAGAGUGAAUGUGGUUGCAGUUAUGAAGGCCACCAAGUUUCCACCAAUGCCACUUUUUGGGCGGACCUAGACUGUAAGUCAUUUUGCUACUGUAAUGGAUCAGACAACAGUAUUUACUGUGAAAGUACUCCUUGUAAGGAGGAUGAAUACUGUAUGGAGGACAAUGGAUUAUACUUUUGUCAGCCACGAACAGAUGCAUCAUGCAUUGUUUCUGGAUAUGGCCACUACCUUACAUUUGAUGGAUUGCCAUUUGAUUUCCAAAGCAGCUGCUCCCUAAUUCUAUGUACUACUGCUUCUAACUUUAAGGCAGAUGUCUAUCCAAAAUUCACAGUCACUGCUAAGAAUGAAGACAGAGACCCAUCACUGGCAUUAUGGGUGAAGCAAGUAGAAGUGGAAGUUUAUAAUUACAACAUUAUCAUCUAUCGGGCAUAUAAGCACACAGUCCUGGUAAACAAUGAACGACUGUACUUGCCAUUAAGGCUGGGUCACGGUAAGGUGAAUAUUUUUGCCUUUGGCUUCCACAUUGUUGUAGAAACAGAAUUUGGGCUGAAAGUGGUGUAUGACUGGAAGACAUUCUUGUCUGUGACCAUCCCACGAGCCAUGCAAAACAGCACAUACGGCCUCUGUGGCAGGUACAAUGGCAACAUAGAAGAUGACUUACAGACCUCCAAUGGCUUCGUCAGCACAAAUGUCAAUGAGUUUGGCCAAAGCUGGGUAAAGAGAGAUACUUUUUGCCAAGUUGGAUGUGGAGACAGGUGCCCGACAUGUACCAAGGUUGACGGUUUGUGGAAAGCACAGCAGCUCUGCAGCUUCAUUCCUAACAGAAACAGUGUAUUUGCCAAGUGCCAUAGUAAAGUUAACCCAAGUUUCUUUUUUAAGAACUGUUUGUUUGACUCAUGUAUUGAUGGAGGUGCUGUGCAGACUGCCUGUAGCUGGCUACAGAAUUACGCAAGCACCUGUCAAACCCAAGGAAUUGCUGUCACAGGCUGGAGAAACUACACAUCCUGCUAUAUCACAUGUCCUGCCUAUAGCCAUUAUGAGAGCUGUGUUAGUGUGUGCCAGCCCCGCUGUGCUGCCAUCAGACUAAAAAGUGACUGCAAUCAUUACUGCGUGGAGGGCUGCCAGUGUGACCCGGGAUAUGUCCUGAAUGGAAAGAGCUGCAUUCUACCUCACAACUGUGGCUGUUAUGCUGAUGGCAAAUACUAUGAGCCAAAGCAGCUGUUUUGGAACAGUGACUGUACCAGGCGUUGUCGAUGCUUUGGCAGGAAUCUUAUCCAGUGUGACCCCAGGCACUGCAAGUCAGAUGAAGAAUGUGCACUCAGGAAUGGAGUGAGGGGUUGCUUUACCAAAAAAAGCUCGUACUGCAUUGCUGCUGGAGGCGGGGUCUUCCGAACAUUUGAUGGGGCCUUCCUCCGCUUCCCUGCCAACUGUGCUUUUGUCUUGUCCACCAUCUGCCAGAAAUUGCCAGAUAUUUCCUUCCAGCUGAUUAUUAAUUUCGAUAAGUGGUCAUCCCCUAACCAGACUGUCAUCUCACCUGUUUACUUCUAUAUUAAUGAAGAGCAAAUUCUCAUCAAUGACAGAAACACGGUGAAGGUAAAUGGAACACAGGUGACUGUCCCAUUUGUCACAGGGCUCUCAACUAAAAUAUACAGCAUGGAAGGGUUUUUGGUGAUUGACACAAGCCCUGACAUUCAGAUUUACUAUAAUGGAUUCAAUGUGAUUAAAAUCAGCAUCAGUGAACGGCUCCAAAAUAAAGUCUGUGGCCUUUGUGGGAAUUUUAAUGGUGAUUUAACAGAUGAUUAUGUGACUCUAAGAGGCAAGCCUGUGGUGAGCAGUGUUGUGUUAGCUCAAAGCUGGAAAACCAAUGGCAUGCAAAAAAGCUGUAAUGAACUACAGUACUCCCAGUAUGCAGCAAAAUGUGACAAUGUACAAAUCCAGGCACUGCAGAGCGAUGGCUACUGCCUCAAACUGACUGACAUGAAGGGAUUUUUCCAGCCAUGUUAUGGCCUUCUGGAUCCUGUUCCUUUCUACGAAUCAUGUUUCCUAGAUGGAUGUUAUAACAAUAGAAAGCACCAACUGUGUGGAUCGCUGGCUGCCUACGGAGAGGCUUGCAGGUCCUUUGGUAUUCUCAGCACUGAGUGGAUUGAAAAAGAAAAUUGCUCAGGAGUGAUUGAAGAUCCCUGUGUUGGUGCCGACUGUCCCAACAGAAGCUGUGAAGUGGACAAUGGAGGAGAGUUGUGUGGAUGCAUGGACCCUCCUGCUUAUGGAAAUGACACUCAUGAUAUCAUUGAUGCGGAAGUGACCUGUAAGGCUGCCCAGAUGGAAGUGUCAAUAUCAAAGUGUAAGCUAUUCCAGCUUGGGUUCGAAAGAGAAGGUGUUCGAAUUAAUGACAGACACUGUCCUGGGAUAGAAGGAGAAGAUUUUAUAUCUUUUCAGAUAAAUAAUACAAAAGGGAACUGUGGAAACAUUGUACAGUCUAAUGGUACUCACAUCAUGUACAAGAACACAGUUUGGAUAGAGAGUGCAAACAACACAGGAAACAUAAUUACAAGGGAUCGAACCAUCAAUGUGGAGUUCUCCUGUGCAUAUGAACUUGAUAUUAAAAUCUCUUUAGAUUCUGUUAUAAGGCCAAUGCUCAGUGUCAUUAACCUCACAGUCCCAACUCAAGAAGGCAGUUUCACCACCAAAAUGGCACUAUACAAAAAUGCAUCAUAUAAGCACCCAUACCGUCAAGGAGAGGUGGUGCUUACCACUAGAGAUGUGUUAUUUGUUGGAGUUUUUGUCGUUGGAGCAGAUUCCACCCAUCUGAUUUUGGUUUUGAACAAAUGUUAUGCAACACCAUCACGAGAUAGCAAUGACAAGCUGCGUUACUUCAUCAUUGAAGGAGGGUGCCCAAACAUCAAAGACAACACCAUUGGAAUUGAAGAAAAUGGGAUGUCCCUCACCUGCCGCUUCCAUGUCACUGUCUUUAAGUUUAUUGGCGACUACGAUGAGGUUCAUCUCCAUUGUUCUGUAUCUUUGUGUGAUGCUGAAAAAAAUUCCUGCAGAGUUAAUUGUCCACAGAAUUCCAGGAGUGCCUCAGACCUUACACAAGAUUCAAAGGAGCAAAUCAUUUCGGUUGGCCCAAUUCGAAGGAAACGUCUAGACUGGUGUGAAGACAAUGGAGGCUGUGAACAGAUUUGCACAAGUAGAUUAGAUGGACCACUUUGUAGUUGUGUUACUGGUACUCUACAGGAGGAUGGUCGGAGUUGUAGAGUGUCUAGUUCUUCAGCAGAACGUCAUGGCUGGCUGGUUCCUUUGAUCAUAAAUCAGAUAUCCGUGUGGGUUUUUAUUUAUAAAACCAAACAAUAAAUCAAAAGAAAUUAAAGAUUUUUCUGAUGAAAUAUUCCAAGUCAUUUUUACAGGAAGAUUUAGCACAGGGACCACAACUUUGCACAUUGAACAAGAGAAGAGACAUUCUACAAACUGAUGCUCGGAUAUUUAAUUAAAUACAAUUGGUGUGAUUUCCCAAGUAAUAAAUGGAAAAUCUGUGUAUCCCAUUUAGAAAUGAUAUGGAGAACUGGGUCAAAGCAGGGCAUUAAUAAAACACAUGUAUUUCUGAUGUUUUAAAGGUUGUGAUGCAUUUAGUGGGCCAGCAAAAGGGUUGAGUACAUUUUUAUUUAAAAAGAACUUAUAAGACCAAUAGACAGAUCAUGAUUAUGGAUGUUAAAUAUUGUGAUACAUUCUGCCUUUAUGGCAGUUUUACAUUGGAAGGAUUCCCAUCCUUGAUCAGAUAUGGACAGCAAAGUUCCAUUGCAGAGCCAUCCUGGUUUGCAGGUGCCUUAUUGCAUGCCUCAAAGCCUGAGCUGUUGGGAACCCUGAGGAGCAAUUUUGAGCAGUUAUCAAAUUAUUGUCCUCUGGUAUUAUUGAACAAGAAACCCAUUUAUCAUCUCUUACUAAUUAUCUGAUGGCAAGUGGAGUUGUAGGAGAUAAACCUCUUGUAACCUCCAAACUGCUUUGUUUUAGAACAGUUCAUUUACUGUAGCUACUGUAAAUAAUGGGAAUUAUGGGAAUGAAAACCGAAAGAAAAAAGCGCACUUCUUGAUGCCAACUAUCUAGCAACAAUGACUUCACUCUCACAUACAAUCCCCAUAAUUUAAUAUUGCUGAUUAUUUUAUUGACAAAGGUCCCCAAAAAGGUACAAAAGAAAUUACUAGAAAUAAAAAAAAUGUGCCUUGAAGUGGUUUGCUACAGCAUGUAAAGGAAGGGGUACACUAGUUGAUAAGGAUGGAUAAGUUGAACAGUAGUUAAGAAGGAGACUUCUGAAUAAUUACUGGAAUAAAAAAAUGGGACAUUGUUAGAACUACUAUUAAUGCAGGUACGAUAUGAAUCCAACAGUUUUGUAGGACCAUUUCCAGGGGCCAAAAAAUAUUCCUAUUUGUAAUUUUAUUUACCACUGAAUAGGGAUAUAUUGUAUUACAUAGCAGUUAAAAGAUUCAUUUGGAUGGUAACAAAUGACUAGUGGGAAUACAAUAUUCUUUAAGAUUCUUUUAAGAUUGUUAUGCUGAACAGAAUUGCCAAAUAAGGGUAAUGAGAAGGUAAAUGAUAUGGCUGCACAAGGCUUCUUCCUGCCAUAGAUAUUAAUGGUAAAAAAAUAUUUUAAUAUCAUUAGCAGAUAAUGUAUGAACAUACUCAACUGAGAGUAUUUAUGCUCCUUUUUGUAUCUAAUAAUAUAAAUUAUGAGGAAUAAAAGGGGAGAAAAGAGCAUUUGCUCUAGUUUUUCAGUUGGCCUUUUUGUUUUCUACACCACCCAUAAGUCAUUUUGGUUUGACUUGAAAUAUAUAUAUAUAUUAAAUGAAAUAGAUUAAAGGGUACUUUGCCCUCAUUUUAAGUAACUUUUAUAAAGUAUGGACAUGCCUAAUAAAAGGAAUUGUCAAUGCUUCCCCUUUUGUGAUGGCUGGUGCUUUAUAUCUGCAACAUCUGGAGCACCAAUUUCCCCUGUCCCUAGCUCAUUAAAACAUACUUCCCCUGGUAGUUUUUAUACACGAGGCAAUCAUAUAGCUUGCUGCAGCUGCGGCAUUAACUAUAGACUUCACUAGGCAUCAUCACCCCAAGUGUAUUUAAAUGAAGUCACUGUUGUAUUGAUGUGUAUGGAGAAUGCCUGUUCAAGCAAUAAAGCUCCCACGCAUAUGCAAAUAUUCAGAGGGCCUAUUCUAUGCACGUAACAACCCAUCCUCUCAAAUGCUGUUGCCUAGCUAAUAUAAAUGAACACAACAUAAAGCCUACUUAAGAUUAGGAAUGGAUCCAUUUAAAAAUGAUUUUAAGUUGCUCUGAAUAGUAUGUUUUUGUUUAAUUUACUGAUCCAGUUCUGCAAGCACUUACCAGACUAUUUAUUCCUUCCACAAUACUCUGGCUUUUGUUUUCAGCAUGGUUAGUUAGUGAGUAGUGAACAGCAAGCAAACCCGCUCUUCUACAUAAAAAACACCCAUGCAACUGCACAGUAUGGCACCCUAUUUCUAAAAGAUAUUCUGAGAUUAAAUCUUUCACUUUUAUUAGGAAGGGUUUGACACUUUGUGCCUAGUCAUUUGUCCUUUCUUUUGUGCCAUAUAUUGUAAAUAAUGCUGUCACAUUCAGUAACCCUUGAUUCUGCUCUCAGUACUACAGAUUUGAGUCAUUCAGACCUAUUCUCGCACAGGGUGUUACAUCCAAGUAACAGCAGUGCAUGUUUAAAUAUAUAAAAUAAGGAUGAGAAUAUCAAGCAUAAUUAUGAUUGUUUAAAGUGUUAAGUUAAUAAAAAGAAAGAGCAAAAGUCAA